This is a messenger RNA of Galdieria sulphuraria, 989 nucleotides long. Its product is annotated as OTU-like cysteine protease family protein. Gene Ontology annotation, molecular function: cysteine-type deubiquitinase activity. The record is from RefSeq and is a predicted model, not a curated record. Lineage: Eukaryota; Rhodophyta; Bangiophyceae; Galdieriales; Galdieriaceae. Gene Ontology annotation, biological process: protein deubiquitination. Bases 84 to 914 code for a protein of 276 amino acids. The transcript is spliced from 2 exons.
AACCCGCCCUCAUGAAGAGAUGAUUGUCUGUCUCGUGAAUGUGAUAGGAUUGGGUGUUAUUGCACCGGUCCUCAUUUUGUAGUAUGGAGACAAACUUAAGAGAGAAGAGGCGUUCGGAGCACACCCUUCUACGACUAAGACGAAAGGAGGUUGCAAAUAUCGACCAGGAUAUAAAGAACUUUCGAAAAGCCUUGUUCUGUCAAGGUUUAGACAUUCGUCCUGUCAAGGACGAUGGCAAUUGUUUGUUCCGUGCGGCAGCAGACCAAAUUGUUGGGAACGAAAGGUUUCACGCUCAAGUUCGAGAACAAGUUUGCGAUUAUAUAGCUUUGCACGGGGACUAUUUAAAGGAUUUCGUAGAGGACAACAAUACUCUUGAAGAAUACCUUUCAGAAAUGCGUAUAGAAGGAACUUGGGCAGGAAAUAUUGAAUUACAGGCAAUAUCUCUGCUUUAUGGAGUGAAUAUAAGGGUUCACAGACUGGACCAACCAGGCUAUGACUUGGAAAACUUCAAAGAAAAGAACGCUGUUUGGAUUCAUCUCGCGUUUCAUCAAGGAGAGCACUACUCAAGUGUACGAAGACUUAAAGAUGUUUAUUCUAAUGCACCAGCAAAGCAUUGCGAAAUUUCUGCCAGUAGAAGAGCUUCAGUCGCUAAAGAAUUGGCAAAGGAAACAAAGACUUCCGUAGAGCAAGCAUUGAUCGUUUUAAAUACAGUAGAUGGUGACGAAGAUCGUUCUCUUGAUUAUCUUUCUCUGAUAUCCAAAAAUUCACGCAGUUCAGAAGAGAAGAGGCAUCUUGAGAAACUGAAUAGAGUAGAACGAAAGGAGCUGAAAAGACUUAAGCGUCUGUUUGGUAAGACGCGACUUGGAUAUCACAGCGACCCAGAAUAUUCCAUAACGUCAACUUUAGCCAUUUGAAAUGAUUGUGUUAAUAUCUUGUACGGGUUCUUGAGAGUUCCGAGCGAAUGAUUUGACAGGUUUGAAUCAAAAUUU